AUGCGCUUCGCUGCCCUCAUUGCCGUUCUCGUCACUGUAGAAGGUCUGACUGGCCGUACAGCCGAUGAGGUUGAGCCUAUUGGACAGUACUGUGAGAGCUCAUGCUCGCAGACUGUGGGUUGCACUGAGUCCUACUGUAAAAACAAUGGUGUUUGUUUCGGCCUUUACCAUAGGGAUGAGGGUAAAUGCUUCCAGCCAGCCUCUGAUUACAACGCUGAUUGCGACGACUCUGUUCUACAACCCGUUCUCUGUCACGAGACCCCCCCAGUGUGUUUUGGCAUCAUCGUCAAGGAGGAUGGCAGCCUCUGUCACGCCAGUGGCGACGAGGAAUGUGUCGGAGAACCCUACCCAUGUCAUAUGGUGACCGUUGGUCCUACUCCCGUGACCACCGAAUAUCCUUUAUCUAACACGACUGAGGCUGUUGACACCACUGAGGUUGUCGACACCACUGAGUAUGUUGAUACCACUGAGUAUGUUGAUACCACUGAGGUUGUUGAUACUACUGCUCCUCAUAAUACUACCGUUCCAACCGAUGGUAUCGUCGGAACGUGGUGUGGUGAUUCGCCGUUUGGAUAUUUGGAGUUGUUAUUCGAUACUUAUUCAGUCUCUAUCUACUUGGCUGGUCAGUAUUUCCACUCUGAAUAUAAUUUGAACGAGAGGGAAGUAAUUCUGGUCAAUCCUGAUAAUAACUUGACCACCUUCCUACGUGAGAUGAAUUCUCAAAUGAUUACUGAGUACUACGCGUACGAGAUGUAUAUCGAAUUCGUCGAGGUGACAACUGUCGUCGCUGUCAAGUGUUCCUAA
Perkinsus marinus ATCC 50983 is the source of this 804-nucleotide messenger RNA. RefSeq lists its product as hypothetical. The record is from RefSeq and is a predicted model, not a curated record. Lineage: Eukaryota; Perkinsozoa; Perkinsida; Perkinsidae. The transcript is spliced from 2 exons. Bases 1 to 804 code for a protein of 267 amino acids.